Molecule: messenger RNA, 5358 nt
Organism: Coregonus clupeaformis (lake whitefish)
Lineage: Eukaryota; Metazoa; Chordata; Actinopteri; Salmoniformes; Salmonidae
Exons: 22
Biological process (GO): proteolysis
Cellular component (GO): membrane
Molecular function (GO): serine-type endopeptidase activity; protein binding
Source: RefSeq, a predicted model, not a curated record
AUGGGCCCCUACAUGACCCCCCUGUACCAGCCAGGGUCAGGCCCCCCUGCUCCCCCUUCCCCCAGCUCAAGAAGCGGACAGCUUACCAAAGAGAAGGGCCCAAGAAGCAGACAGCUCACCAAAGAGAAGGGCCCAAUAAGGAGACGGCUCACCAAAGAGAAGGGCGUAGCAACCAGGGUCAGGCCCCCCUGCUCCCCCUUCCCCCCAGCUCUACCCAGCCUAAGAAGCAGACAGCUCACCAAAGAGAAGGGCCCAACAAGCAGACAGCUCACCAAAGAGAAGUGCCCAACAAGCAGACAGCUCACCAAAGAGAAGGGCCGAGAGGUUUCAGUCCAGGGUGGACCAGGUGAAACUGGGUCUGUGUUCAGUGGCAGGCUGGUCAUCAUGAAUGGUGCUGUGUUCACUGAAGAGUUGAGGGACAGCAGCAGUCUGCAGUUCAAGUCCCUGGCCUUCGACACAGAGCAUCUGAACCUGCAGUUCCGUCAGAGUGUGGAUGUGAAGGAGGCAGAGCAGCAGCUGGAGGCUGGGAAAUGUCCACCUUAUCAUAUGGCCUGUGGGAAUGGCUCUACAUGUGUGCCCACAGUGCAGUUUUGUGACGGAGUAAACAAUUGUCCUGAUGGCUCAGAUGAAAACGAUCCUCUCUGUGGAAGCCCUGGCCAAUGGGAGAAGAAGUUCCAGAUCCGCAGCCUCCCACUAACUCAUUCAAAUUAACUAAUGUGUCUUAAGUUCUGGUACCACCUGAAUGGAGAGGACGUGUGUCGGCUGAGGGUGUUGGUAGAGAAAAGGUCAACGUCUAUGGCCAGGAGAGAGGCUUCAGCCACUGUGUUUUUUCAGGAGGGGAACUAUGGGGAUAACUGGAACUACGGCCAGGCCUCCCUGAAUAGCAACCUGGAUGUAACAUCUGUGGUUUUUGAGGCUCAGAAGAAAGUGGGUAUGAAGAAUGACAUCGCUCUGGAUGACAUCAGUCUGACAAGGGGUCCCUGUGAGGAUGGCCCACCGGAGCCAUACCAACCCCUACAACACCCCCUCAUAUCCUGUUAUGAGAAUUUCUAUCUCACCAACUCACCCUCCCAGUCACCAACUCACCUCUCUCACCCUCCCAGUCACUCACUACCACUGAGUAACCAACUCACCCUCUCUCACCUGACAAUCCCUCUUCUUUAUCCAUUCAUGCCAUCCUCGUUUUCCAUGCUAGGAUCUAAAGUGUGUUUUUUUGUCUCAGCUGACUGUGGAGGACCUUUUGACCUCUGGGAACCCACCUCUACAUUCAGCUCUCCUAACUACCCACACUCCUAUGGAAACAAGGCUUCUUGUUUGUGGACUGUUCAUGCCAGGAAGGGAUGGAAUAUCCAGCUUCACAUGCUGGAUUUUGAUGUGGAGGCGACCUAUGCCACGGUUGAGGUGAUGGGGCGGGGCCAAAGUCUGAACUGCUUGAGGGUUCUGUGCCAACUUCACAUCUGGCUCAGCGCUGGGAAGGCCAAGGAUGGAGAAGAGGAUUCAGAGGAGAGUGGAACAGGCAGAGUGGCGGGAGGGACGGACUCUCGUAAGGGGGCGUGGCUGUGGAUGGUGUCGCUGUACUGGAGGGGCCGUCAUGUCUGUGAAGCUACUCUGAUUGACAACAAGUGGCUGGUCACCACUGCACACUGCGUCUAUGGGAUGAAUAUUCACAUUUCCAACUGGGAGGCAGUUUUGGGCCUUCACUCCCAGGACCGUGUAGAUGCCCUCCCCUCACAGGCCCUGGAACAAGGAUGGCAGUACGAGAUAGUAAAGUGUGGGGGGGACUCUGGAGGUCUUCUCAUGUGUGAGGAGGAUGGCCAGUGGGUGCAGGUCGGCGUGGUUUAUUUUGGGGUGGGGUGUGGCCGCCCCCAUCACCCUAAGAGAGACAAGCGUCUACAGGAGAUUGAAAAGGAGAGGAUUGGACGGCUGCUUGAGCAGCGGGGGGACAGAAAGUCUGUGUUAGGAUGGCCUGAGAACCAGAGAAACCAACAGAGCAACCAGAUCAGCAGUGUCCACCAAUCCCAGUCACCACACAGCACUAAUACAGAGCACCAAACUGUGAGAAGUAAGCCAAUAAAAGGGAAGGAUGAGCGGAGUGGAAGACAUACAACUCUGCGAGGCCGUCUCAGCUCCAUGUUCAGCCUCAGGGUCCCUAUCAGGGGCAGCAGAGACACGGGAGGAAAAGACAAGAGCCACAGCCAUAACAAUGGAGAACCAAGCUGCGAAGACAAGAGUACUGAGGCAAAGCAUGUGGAGGAGCAAAUAGGUGAGCUUGCAGAGGAGCUCACCAAGGAGGUGCACACAGAGGAGGGGCUCACCAAGGAGGUGCACACAGAGGAUGGGCUCACCAAGGAGGUGCACACAGAGGGGCUCACCAAGGAGGUGCACACAGAGGAUGGGCUCACCAAGGAGGUGUACGCAGAGGAUGGGCUCACCAAGGAGGUGUACACAGAGGAUGGGCUCACCAAGGAGGUGUACACAGAGGAUGGGCUCACCAAGGAGGUGCACACAGAGGAAGAGCCCAUUAAGGAUGACUCAGAGGAUAGUAAGGUGAUUGAACCUGCUGCCUUCUCAGAGGGUAAAACAGUGAAGAGGUUCACAGAUCCACUGGAAACAGGUGGAAAGCAGGAGAGCUCCACAGGUCAGGCUCACUGCAGCACCACUCAGAGAGAGGACCAAGACAAUUCUAGAGUAACUGGACCAGCAUCAGAACCAGUCAGCCAGCCUCCAGUGAAGCAUGAGGAUUGCACAUCUAUCCAAUGGAGAGAACACAUCCAACCAUCAGCUGAAUUGAAAAUGUCUAUUCCCUCUAACAGCCCAACUCUGAACAUAUGUAGCAGCCCCAUCAGUGCCCACCACCCUGACAUGUCCACCCCCUGCCUUGAACUUCAACAGCAGUCCCUACCCAGGACUGACACUGUGGGGAGUAUUUCCCCUGAGGUAAAAACCUUUCCCUUUCACAGCCCACAUGGACCUCCAAAGCUUCAGUUUUCUAACGUGAAGAGAAGUCCGCUUCAGAAGACCUUUGGUCGGGCCGUAACACCAGCUCGCCAUUUGUCCUUGAUCAGGCCAUGGAGUGUGGAGUCGCCAGGAACGUUCUCCUUGCUAAGACCAAGCAGCUCCACCACACUGCCCACCUCCCAUCAUGUAGAGACCCAAGCUCAAGCCUCCGGCCUCCCCUCCUCUGACCACAGAGAGAGUCAAGUCACCUUGAGACAGCACAUUUCAAGUAGUCAUCCCACCUUGUUCCCUGCCUCUGACCUACAGUGUGCUCCACCCCAGAGCCUCAGCAGAACCCUGCUUCACACCACACCGUCUCAUUACCCUCCUGAAAAUAGUACCAGAUUAAGCUCAUCUUUGAUAUUUAACUCUCUCUCCAUGUCUAAGAACACUUUAGCUACAGCACCUGAUAGUCCAAAAUGCUCUAACAGGGCCAAGUCACUUGAUAGACAUUUAACCGCUGGUGACAAUAACUCCCUCUACUUGCCACCCAAUAACACAAGAUGGCUGUCAUCUUCUGAGAGAAUCAACAUGUUGGCGAAGCAGCAUAAUUUAGCAGCCCAGGUUGGUUUACCACAGAGGAAACUGCAGACGAAUGCCUCCAUUCAAUCUAAUAACCAAAGAAUGUUCAAACACCAUGCUUAUUAUACAGGUGUAUAUGACAAAGGUCCCAACCUGGCAGUUACGACUCAUUCUCUCUCCAGCCUCAGCUCCAGGGCCUCCCACCGGCCUCAGUCACCUCUUCACAGCCCCCCGGUUUCACCAGAUCAUAUGACUAAUCUCACCAGAUCCCAUGAGUGUACACAUAGUGCCCCAGCAGUCAGAAAACAUUUGAUGACAGAGGAAAGAAUAAAAGCGAUUGGUUCAGAGAUUAAUGAUAGUGAAAUACAUCAUAUCAGUCAGCUUAAACAGCAGAUUUCAAAAAAGGGUUUGUUUGCAUUUCGUAAUAGAAAGAAUAGCUUGGGUCUGCUUGAUCAGGGCGCAACUCAUAUCUCUGAGAGAACUGAAAAAGAGCCCACUGGAUACAGAAGCAACCGCAAAGUAGAUCAGAUAAUGAAUCGCCUCAGAAUGACAUUCAGUAGCAAACGAAUUGAGGAAAAGAGUGUGUUGCUUGUUAGAAAGGGGAAAACUGUGCCCUCAACACUUGAGGGAGCUAGUGACAUCAGUGAGAAUAGAGGGACAGGGAAGAGCAGGGGUCCAGAGGUCGAAGAAGUGCUAAAACCGAUUGACCUUCAACAUAAUGUGGCAGGUCAUCUAAGACUACAGAACAGAGGCUGCAAUGAGCCGACAAUGUCUACCAUUAAAAUAGCAUCCAAGGAUGCCCAGUUAGAUAUUCAAGACAAAGAAAGACACACAAUAUCAAUAGAUAAAAAUGGAAACCCAUCACUGUCAAAGGAAGAAUUAAGUAGAACAAAUUAUCCACAUUCACCCUAUUUUAGUAGUCAAUCUGUUGUAAAAGAAUCCCAGAUUGAUUCCACAAGUUCUAGACCCAGUCAUGUUAGCCUCAACACAGAGAAUGAAGAUGCCUUCUUUAGCUCAUUAGGUAAGGACAGUAGAUCAGAUAGGAGUACAACUGGCUGUUUUAAACUCACACAGCACUCAUACUCUGGUAUCUCUCCAACCACUACAGAUUUUGGCCUGAAACAUGGCCACUCCAUCUCUGUCACCAACAUUUACUCAAACCGAACAUCAAAAAACAGGCACAUCUCUACAGGAACUGAUAUGGCCUCCACAAGGGACCUAAGGAGUCUGGAGGAUAUCAGAGGGCCAAGGGACCUUGGUUGCCCACACAGGACCCUUUCCAGAGCUUUUUCUUGCAUACUGAGCCAGAGAACCUCUGUUAGUCGAAAUAGAACAGACCGCAUCCUAAGCCCUAAGAGCCUGACAUUGCCCCGGCCUCUACGGUUCAAUGAGUCAUCAAUUUUGCCCACAGAGAUUUCAAAUUCACUUAUCAUUGAUCAGACGUCACAGUUCAUUCCAGGCCUCAUGGAACAACUUCCCAUCAGGAGCUCCAGUUUGUCAGACUUUGAGGAGUAUGACUCAGAUACAACUACAGAUGGAGAGUACAACUUGAGCAGUGAUGAUUGGGAGAAAGAGUCAAUGCUCUAGCAAAGGGGUAAUGUUUUGAGUAACAUUGUGCAAAUAUUUUCAUUUUGUAAUAUGUUUUAGUGAAAAUAAUUUCUUACAGGCCUGUGUAUUGUUGAAAAACAUGAAUAAAACGGGACUAAAUCUGUGCAUUAAUUGAAUCCAUAUUUUACUAUUGUAGCCAACUUCAUCACAUCUCCUCCACUGUUGCAGGGCUCUAUGCUGACCUUUUUUACAAGGAGCACGUGUGCGUGGCUAAGUUGAAAAAUGUAGGUG